GGGGCCGCGGGCGGAGGCUUGGGGCUGCAGCACGUGGGAGGGCGCUGGCGGGGCUGGCCGCUGCGUUCUUGAGGUCUGGUCUCGGCGGCUAGGCCCACUCUCCUCGGCUCCCGGGCCCGUGGACUCCACCGCCCGCCUCCCGCACCCACAGGCCGGAGGACCACGCGCCCGCUGCUGCCGGCCUCCCGGCGCGCCCAUGAUCACCCUGUGCCUUUCGGCUGUGCGAGGCCUCCACAGAGCUGGUGGUUCUAGGAUUCUGCUAAGAAUGACGCUGGGAAGAGAGGUGGCGUCUCCCGUCCAGGCUGCAUCUUCCUACACUGCCGCUGGCAGGAACGUUCUAAGAUGGGACCUUUCUCCAGAGCAGAUCAAGACAAGGACGGAAGAGCUCAUCACACAGACCAAGCGGGUAUAUGAUGCUGUGGGGACCAUCAACCUGAAAGAAGUAACUUACGAGAACUGUCUGCAGGUGCUGGCCGACGUGGAAGUGAAGUACAUAGUGGAAAGGACCAUGCUGGACUUCCCUCAGCACGUGUCAUCUGACAGAGAAGUGCGGGCUGCGAGCACAGAGGCAGACAAAAGGCUUUCUCGUUUUGAUAUCGAGAUGAGCAUGAGAGAAGACAUAUUUCAGAGAAUUGUUCAUUUAUACGAAAACUGUGAUUUGGAGAAGAUAAAACCUGAAGCCAGGCGAUACUUGGAAAAGUCAAUUAAAAUGGGAAAAAGGAAUGGACUCCAUCUUUCAGAACAAAUAAGAAAUGAAAUCAAAUCAAUGAAAAAAAGAAUGAGUGAACUAUGCAUAGACUUCAACAAAAACCUCAACGAGGAUGACACUUUCCUUGUGUUUUCCAAGGCUGAACUUGGUGCUCUUCCUGAUGACUUCAUUGACAGUUUAGAAAAGACAGAUGACGGCAAGUACAAGGUUACCUUAAAGUACCCCCACUAUUUUCCUGUCAUGAAGAAGUGUUGUGUCCCUGAAACAAGAAAGAAGAUGGAAAUGGCUUUUCAUACAAGGUGCAGACAGGAAAACACUGUAAUUCUGCAACAGCUCCUCCCACUGCGAGCACAAGUGGCCAGACUUCUCGGCUAUAACACCCAUGCUGACUUUGUCCUUGAACUAAACACUGCAAAGAGCACGAGCCACGUGGCCGCCUUCUUAGAUGAUUUAAGCCAGAAAUUAAAACCCUUGGGUGAAGCAGAACGGGAGUUCAUUUUGAACUUGAAGAAGAAGGAAUGUGAAGAGCGAGGUUUUGAAUAUGAUGGAAAAAUCAAUGCGUGGGACCUCCAUUACUACAUGAUCCAGACCGAGGAGCUCAAGUACUCGGUGGACCAGGAGUUCCUCAAGGAGUACUUUCCCAUCGAGGUGGUCACCGAAGGCUUGCUGAGCAUCUACCAGGAGUUGCUGGGACUUUCAUUUGAGCAAGUGGCAGAUGCCCAUGUUUGGAAUAAGAGCGUCUCACUUUACACUGUGAAGGAUAAGGCUACUGGAGAAGUGCUGGGACAGUUCUACCUGGACCUCUAUCCAAGGGAAGGGAAAUACAACCAUGCAGCCUGCUUUGGUCUCCAGCCGGGCUGCCUUCUCCCUGAUGGCAGCCGGAUGAUGUCUGUGGCCGCCCUGGUGGUCAACUUCUCCCAGCCCGUAGCAGGCAGGCCCUCUCUCCUGAGACACGAUGAGGUGCGGACUUUUUUCCAUGAGUUUGGUCACGUCAUGCAUCAGGUUUGUGCACAGACUGACUUUGCUCGGUUUAGUGGAACAAAUGUGGAAACUGACUUUGUAGAGGUACCAUCACAAAUGCUUGAAAAUUGGGUGUGGGACGUUGAGUCGCUGCGGAAACUGUCAAGACAUUACAAAGAUGGAAGUGCUAUCACAGACGACCUGCUUGAGAAGCUCGUUGCUUCUAGACUGGUCAACACAGGUCUCCUGACGCUUCGCCAAAUUGUUUUGAGCAAAGUUGAUCAGUCUCUCCAUACCAAUGCGUCGCUGGAUGCUGCAAGUGAAUAUGCUAAAUACUGCACAGAAAUUUUAGGAGUUGCAGCUACGCCAGGCACAAAUAUGCCAGCUACUUUUGGACAUUUGGCUGGAGGCUAUGAUGGCCAAUAUUAUGGAUAUCUUUGGAGUGAAGUCUUUUCCAUGGACAUGUUUCACAGCUGUUUUAAAAAAGAAGGGAUCAUGAAUCCAGAGGUUGGAAUGAAGUACAGAAACCUAAUCCUGAAACCUGGGGGAUCUCUGGACGGCAUGGACAUGCUCCAGAAUUUCUUGCAACGUGAGCCAAACCAAAAAGCAUUCCUAAUGAGUCGGGGCCUGAAUGCUUCCUAGACCGGGGAUCCUGGGAGUCAUCCAUGUCUGGAGGACAAAUCAACACCGCCAUGUGGUGCUGGCCUGGAGACUGAAGGAGUUUUACAAAUGAAAACUUAGAUUUCUAUUGAUUUGCUUUUGUUUUUUAAUUUUAAAAAUUAUACAGAUGUAAAUGGAAUUAUAAAUACUGUGACCUAAGAAAAGACCCACUAAAAAUAAUUGUACUAUAAAAUUUCAUAAAAAUGGAUUUGAUUUCUUUUGAUAAAAGUUUCAUAUGAAUGUAAUUUGAUUUUUUUACUAUUAUAAUCUAGAUAAUAUAAUGUAAGAGGGCUAAGAAUUUUUUAAUUGAAUCACAAACAUGAUAUAAUUUGAUCCUUCUUAUAUCUUGAAGUUUUUAUAUUGAGAUUUCUGGACUGUUGAAUGAAUCAUCACAUUCUCUUUGGUAAAUAUUCUCUCAGAGCCCUUUGUCAACUUUGACCCUGCCUCACAGCUAAACGUCAGCUGCCCUUUGCCUGCACAUCUCAAGGCCAAUGGAAUAUGCCUCAGCAGUGCAUUUAUCUUUUGUACAGUGGGCUUACUGAUUCAGCUUUCUGUCAUUCUUUUGUUUCUCCACCUAGAUUUGGGGUUUUUUCUUCCUAAAGUUUAAUUAGGUAAUAUUGUUUUAAUUUAGUUUUAAUGGCCUAGUAUAUAUUAUAAGGUUUGUGUCUUGCACUAGAAGCCCAAUUCCACUUCCACAUGAAAAAUGUCAAGUCUUGGCGUGCAGUCACAAGUAAAGAAAAUAGAGUAAUUCCAGACUUCUUUUGGAUUCUCAUGUUUCUCUUAUUUUUGCUAUGUAUUUGUUUCUUUUUAUUUUGUUAAUUUCAGGGAACAUCUCACCAUGGAGCCAGAUUAGCCUGGAACGCAUGGUAAUUCUCCUGCCUCAGCCCCCCCAGCCUUAGGAUUGCAGGUGUGAGCUAUCGCAUUCAGCUUGGUUCUCAUGUUUCUAACAAGGGAUUAUUAUGACUUUACCACCUUACUGACCACCUUCCAGGAGCCAGGUAGGCAUGUGUUAAAGUGCUGAGGGAGAAACAGCAGAGUGAAGCUGAGAGCUUUAAACGCUCCGGGAGAGGUGGGUUGACAGGGAGCAUUUGAGAACAGUUGCUCCCUAGUGGUACACGGGCAAUUGAGUUGUGGAGAAACUCUUCGGUAGCCUGCUUCAUAAGGUGAUUUUGAAGUGAACCUCCAGAUCUGUAACUUUUUUUUUACUGGGGCCUGAAUUUCCAAUUCAGCAGCAGACUAGUGAGCUCACACCAUUUAUUUUAGCUCUGGGAGUCUACUCAAAAAGGAAACCAAGGAGGAGACUGAGAAACAAUAUGAAUGAGCCGAGAAUGGACUUUGCAGGGUCUUUGAGCUGUUUUCCUAACACAUAUGUGAGGAGUGACUUUACUGGCUGGGGACAAAAUUAGAACCCCACUGUUCUCUAGACCAAGUGGACUUUGUGUUAAAUAAAACGUUAUGUUGUGUAAUAAAGACACACAGCAGGGAACGCCAAGGACUUGCACCCAGAAGGAAAGCCUGUUUUUUUGCAGUUUGAUUUGUUUUUUGUGGUACAGAACAUCAAACCUCCAGGCUCUUCACCCAGCGUGAGCAAGUGCUCUGUUCUCCCCAGCUGUUUUUAUUGUGGUCUUAGAAAUCUCUGGAAGCUUCUGUAUCCCCCCCCCCCAGUUUCCAACUUUUGUUUUCCACUUUCAGACAAAAGAAAAACGAAAAAAAAGCCUCUCUUCAGCUUUUUCUGUUAUUGCCCAGUGUGUCUCCUUCAGAAUAACUUUAUCAUAAAUCUUAUUUCACUUGGGAAAGCUAAUCGUUGGUGUAUAAAAGACUGCACACAAUAAAGUUAGAUCAUUGUCCACGAAAA
Messenger RNA from Mesocricetus auratus (golden hamster), 4184 nucleotides. RefSeq names its product neurolysin (gene Nln). Lineage: Eukaryota; Metazoa; Chordata; Mammalia; Rodentia; Cricetidae. Gene Ontology annotation, molecular function: metalloendopeptidase activity. The transcript has 13 exons. The record is from RefSeq and is a predicted model, not a curated record. Bases 197 to 2311 code for a protein of 704 amino acids. Gene Ontology annotation, cellular component: mitochondrial intermembrane space. Gene Ontology annotation, biological process: proteolysis; peptide metabolic process.